Exophiala oligosperma is the source of this 1826-nucleotide messenger RNA. RefSeq lists its product as uncharacterized. Bases 53 to 1012 code for a protein of 319 amino acids. The record is from RefSeq and is a predicted model, not a curated record. Lineage: Eukaryota; Fungi; Ascomycota; Eurotiomycetes; Chaetothyriales; Herpotrichiellaceae. The transcript has a single exon.
GACCUCGUCCCCUAUUCUAUCUUCCCAUCAACAAUGCUUUUAGCACCUCGAGAUGCCUUCCUCACUGCUCAAGAAGACGACUUUCCCCACUCUGUACCACUCGUUACCCUGCUGCUGCACUCGACCUUCGCCGUCGCCACGCAAACGAGUCAAAUCCGACGCGGACGCGGUUCCGCGGGUCACGCAACGAAGAUGCUAUGCCGACGUGAAGCAUGGCUAUGAAUUCCGCGACAACAUGAAUUGGCCAUGUCGACACGUCAAGAGCUCACCGUCGUGGACACCCUCACCGUAUGAGAUCUUUGACCUGGCCAAGGACGGGAUCUACACCAAGCACAAGUUCUACGAACUGGUGAAGAUGUACCACCCCGACCGGCACGGUCACAUGUCCUUUGAAGGAAUCACGCAUCAUGAAAGACUGGAACGAUACCGCCUCGUGGUGCAGGCUCAUGAGAUCCUUUCGGAUCCGGACAAACGACGAGCCUAUGACGCCGCGGGCGUCGGCUGGGGAAGUGGUCGCACCGCCACCAGGCAUUCUCGAGGCUUUUCCAACGGCCACGGCAAGAAGUACGGCUACGGCCCCAACGACGACUCGACGAUAUUCCAGAACGCAACCUGGGAGGACUGGGAGAGGUGGUACCGACGGCACGACAACCCCCACAAGCAGGAAUAUUCCGGCAGCUUCGUCCAUCCGAAUGCCUUUGCGUCCUUUGUCAUCCUUUUCGCCGUCAUAUCUGGAGUCUUUCAAGCCACUCGAGCAGGCCAGUACUCUGGACAGCUGGAGGAAAAGGUCCGAGAACAGACGGCGGAAACGAGGAACUUUUUGAACGCCAGGGAGAACCACUACCAACAACAUCAACUCGGCGUCGAGGGGCGAAUUAAACACUUUUUGGAAAAGAGAGAUCCGUCAAAGUAUGGGUUGAAAGAUGAAGAAGAGGAAACAUAUCGGCAUCACUUUUCGAAUUCAGGCAUCAUGGAGCCGAAGCCUCGUUUAAAGAACCCAGAAGCUGGGUAAGGAGACUCUGGAGUGGUGCAGAAUAGGAGCACAUAUUGCUAUUCUUUACUGUACAUAUUGUUUGCUCGACUUUAGAAAAAGUCGGGCGAUGCUUUUUGGUGGUUUGACGAUCAUUAUGAUGAUGAUGAUGUUGACGACGAUGAUGAUUUAUUGUACAAGAACGCCAGCCUUUUUUUUGACACCCCAUUCUUGAGCGAUUGCAUUUUUCUUUCUGACUGAAAACUCAACAGACACCAAUGUGAUCACGACAUCUUUCCCUUGAUUUCUUCUGCCUUGCCCUUGGCCUGUCCGGAGAGUUCGUGGGCCUUUCCUUUGGCUUCACCUGCCACUUCGGAGGCCUUGCCCUUGGCCUUGCCACUUUCGACGCCGGCGGCUGAUGCUGCUUUGUCCUUGAGUUCGACUGGUUAAGAAGGGUUGGUCAGUCACAGGGUUGUCACAAGGGAGAACAGAGACAGGGAGAGGGUAGACAUACUUCCUUUGUCGAUGCCGGCAACAGCGGCGUCAGAUACAGCUCGGUCGACCGUCUUCAGACCAUCUUUGGCGGCAUCGACGGGACCCUUUUGUUGGCUCAAGGUCGUGGAAAAGAGACGAGGUGACUGAGUGAGGACCGAACGUCGGACAGAGGUGCGGAGGGCGGGUGUUGCUGUGUAGAGGAAAGACAUUUUGAGGUUGAGACAAUUUGUUUCAGUGUGAGAGUGACUGUGUGUAGAGUGUGGUUCGAAAGUAGUGUUCUAGGUUGUCAGGAUGAAGUGUUUUGAAGGUAUGAGGAUUUUGUAUGAGGGAAUAAAUGGUCAAUGAAUGGGAAAUGAUUGUG